AAGAGAAUUUGUUUAUCAUGUUCCCGCAUCAUUAGGAGCAAAAGUCAUGAGAAAUAAAAUGAAAGCAAGUCGUCGACGUUCUUGCGGUCCUCCAGGAAGCUGUGCUGGUAGGUGGGCCCUGCUGAGAAGAAGAACAGCACGUCCUGCAGCAUUACAGUCACCUGCCACGCCGCGCCGAACAAUGUUGAACUACAGUGGCUCUUUCUGGUGCACGGGAAGACGAGGAGUUGCAGCUUGCCUUCAUGGUUCUCCCGCAACUACGCUGCUCCAUGUAGUUGUAUCACUGCUAGCUACGCUGAUCCCCUUUUCUGUGCUGGUAAGCUACCUUGAAGAUGUUCUCCACGACCCCACGACAAUAUCUUCACAACCUUUCCCCCUCCUGCAGCUUGUUCACGCCCAAGAGGUCCCUUGGUUCGUGGACUACGAUUGCCGACAGAAGACGCACAAGAAGAGCGUUGCGAAGGGCUUGGUGUGGUCGUAUCCUAAGUAAAAACUUUCCCACACCAAUGUCAAGAUGAGAAAUCUGCUACACAAAUCCCUAAUGCUUUGGCUGUCGCGCAUGACAAAGGUGGGCCCGCAAUGUAGUCGCGUUUAGCUAGUGCAGCAGCAUCACAGACCCAGUUUGUCAUGCUGAUUCGAGCAUGACCACUCUCCAAUCACCACUAGAAAACGCCUCUCAUGGGUCUCCGCAUGAGAAACAUUCUAAGCAUGCAGAUUUGCAUUACAACUCUGGGGUGGGGACGUUUUUACACAGGAAAGGUCGGACUGGAUCGGGGUGAUCGACAAAGUGACGCGGGAGGGCAUGGGACUGUACGUGGAUUAUCCUGUGCAAAAGUUGUAUCGCACUCGUACUGAUCGCAGUCAUGCAUUACAAAUCUCGUUCCCAAGGUUAAUCAGCAUGAAAAAUUCCACUUGUCAUGCUGAGGCAAUUUGUCAUGCAAUUACUACUAGUACGAUACUUCUGCAAUGCAUAUGGACGUUCUUACGUCGAUUUCCGCGCCAUUCAUCAACACCAUCGACGCUGCCUUGGACAGUAAUUGGGACUUGCGAUUUCCUCUAGGAGACGAGUGCGCGCUGGGAAUGCUGUUCUACUACAGCAUAAGACUGCACUGGUGCUUGACGCAGGUCAGGGACGCGCAUGGCGGAGCGAAUUCGGGAGUCGAGCAAGUUUUGGACCAGAUAGCUGCUGGCUCGUCAGACGAUUCCGACGUGACUGGCGAGGGGCAGCAGGCACUGCUUUCAAGGUGCUGGUCUUUUGGGCUUUUUCUAAUGUUCUAGCUGUAGCUGUACGCACUGAAAUAUGUUACAACGCACUCACACUCAGCUCUUUGAAAUUUCGGAUAGUGUAUUGAAAUGGAAAGCGUUGUACUGAGGAAUCUUCGAGUUCGUAUUUCGUUUUGUUUUGCGCCCCCGCUACCCUUUUUCUCCCACUCACUACUCCACCUCUCCUUCCUCACGACAGACAGGCGUGAAGCGGAAGAGCGGCACUGCUGGGUGAUGUCAGACGCCGAGGGCCAAAUGAUCGAAAUGUACGCGCGAUGGCCGAUGCGGGUUGUGCUCGCGUCCAAAUGGCCGUUUGUGCUUUUCCUCAUGCACGACGAAAUCAUCCGCAACGCGUCCAUCGCUCGGUUUUGGCGCCAGGACGACUACAUCAACUGCAAGGGGUUUACGAAUUCCCUGGAUCCCGAAGUUGCUGAACGGCACCGGGCGGCCCUGGCGAAAAACCCCCUCCGGUCGAAGACGUUCUACUUGGAAUAUGACAGUGCACAUGAUCCCCCUCAUUUGUAUAGCAUGAACGGCAAUACAAGCAUCAGCAAGAGUCCCAGUUUUGCAUGACAAAUUUGAACUGGAUUGUGGUUCUAUUUCGGCUACCAGAAGUUGUCAUGCAAAGAGUGCCGAGAGUCAUAUAGGUGGAUUGGGUAUUUUGCAUGACAAAUGAGGGAAGGGCUGUGCCCCGUCAUAUGGAAUCCAGGCAGUACACGAACACCACCGGGAACUUUUCCUCACUACUUGACUAUUUUUACGACCAUCGGAGAAACGAACCCAUCCCAUUGUCCGACGUGGACUGGCACGACGGGGUGUACAAAUUCAUCUACCAAAAGGACUCCGAUACGGAUAUUGAGUCCUGCCCGCACGCGUUUUCCUUUCUAAUCCUACUCCGGAUGCAGAUGUGCAUGCUGACGGAAUCCGCGUAUUUCGUCGAGCGGGAAUACAAUUACGCGAUUAUGCUGCGAAGGCUGGAAAUGGGAGACCUGAUCUUCAGCAAGUGGCCGCACUUUACGAUGUUGUGGUCGUUGAAGGGAACCGUGCGGCAUAUGGCGUUCUCAAACGGUGCAUUCUCAACUGUUGCAUGAAUUUGUGAUGCAAGAGCCGCAACAGUCAAAGGUGCAAGCUUGCUGCUUUUGCAUCACAGACUUGGCAUGGUUUUAGAUGCUGUUUAGCCCUCCGGAGAUUUGUCAUGCGAAGCAGCUUGAUCCUCUACCGGCUCAAGGUAGUUUUGCAUGACAAAUUCAUGCAACAGCUCAGAAUGUAACGUUUGAGAACGCCAUACGGCACGAUUUUUUGUUGGGCCUGCAUCUCCACGAGUUGUUGGACUCCAGGAGCUAUGAAAUGCAAAAGCAUCGUACGUAGUUGUAGUAUAAAUUGCAUUACAAAUUGACUUGGCACUACAAAUUGACCUUGUAAUGCGGAUUUCACCUAAGAAAAAGAUUUGUCAUGCAUAAAUCCGAUUACUACGAGUACGAUACUUUUGCAUUUCAUAGGAGCUUCGUCCAAGAAGUGUCCAUGCAGAAUCUGAUCGCGGAAUUGAACGCAAAAGCAGUGCCGGUGGACGGAGAUAUUUUGCUGGAAAAAAGUUUGGUAAACAGGAAAAAAACGGUAAGGGCAUUCACUAGUAGUGAAAAAAUCAUCGCAGAAGUAGAAAAAGCGAAAGACGAAAAGGAGAAAACUGACCGCUGUUGUGCAGGGGAUGCAGGGGCGGUGCAGUUCUUAUCGGACCAGUUUUUGGAGGCUCCGGUCAUGGAGCGGGGGAUAGUGGUGCGUGAAGAUGAUCAUGGGAAGGAGCCGAGUACAGCUUCUACAGGUGUCGCCAAUACUGCGUUCUCCUCUCCCCCGGAACAAAAUGAGGUCGCAGCUCUAUCUGCUCUCAUCCCUCUCGGAGCUCCACCUGCUACAGAAACUGACGACCCAGCACAUAGCACCAUGAAAAUAAUAAAUCAGCCAGAAGAACAACUGACGAUCCGGCAGAAGCUUUGGGGCGGGGAAUUCCCACUGGCUGAUUCCCUGCGCUACUUGUCACAACGAGGCUCGGAGCUUCACCGGGCGGUUUUCUCGAGUUUGAUGAAACUGCCGGACGUUUGGUGGGAUGGAAACAGAAAGAACGAGUUUGUGACAACUUACAACAAAAAACUGAACUUAAAUCUCGACGUCGCAGAUUUACCGAGAAUCGGGUUCGCCUACACGGUAAUGGUUUGGGGCGAGAAAUUUAGCCGGUAUUUGAAGAUAUCGACUGCAAAAAUGUCUGGGUCUGGAAGAAUGCCAGAGUUGUCAUGCAGGUUUUCCAUGACCCAUGAGGUCUGGUAUGAAGGACAUAGCAUGACAGAUUCUGUGAGAUAUCUAUCAUCAUUAUGCCUAUCCUGCAUGAGAAACUGCCUCUCGAACUCGAUUAGGUCAAAAGUGGACAGCUUUUUGUAAUCAUGCAACACAGAUUUUUUUACAUGAUUCGGAUUUAGCAUGACGAGUUGCUUUGUUCCAGACCCAGACACUUUUGCAUUUGAUAGAAGAAUUUCAUGCUCCGGUUCAAACAGACCGUCCAGAAGAACAACCUGUAUCAAAGGGAAAAAUCCCCCCGCCCCAUAUCGAAAUGGAAAUCUGUGAUGCGGGAUUUGUGUACACAAAUCGGCCCUGUAUUGCGGGAAGGCAUCGCGGCCAGAUCCCCAGGCUAUGCAGGGGCGUAUCGGUCUAGUUGUUCAGCAUGGCAAACGGCUCCGCUUUAGGCCUAACAGCAUGACAAAUCGCCUCCAUAAUGGGGGCGAAGCUUUUGCCCUUGUCUUCUUGCAAGACAGACGUGAUUUGUGACCUCAAAUCAGCAACACAAAUUUUCGGAAACAUGCCUUUUCGAUAUGGGGAGGGGGGAUUUUUCCUCACAAUAACCUGCUCGUCUUCGCGAUGGACAAGACCGCGUUUCACGAGUGCAAAAAGGCCUACAAAACCAUCUGGCUCGCGGAAGAGAGGGUGAAUCCAGGGAUUCCGGUGUACCGACGGAAAAGGAAAGAGGGGGAGGAGGACGAGGAGGAAUCCUCGAGGGCCCCACCUCUGUCUGAGGAAGAAGAGACCAGUUCUAUCGAUGCUCCGGCGUGCGUUUACGGCGAGGCGCGCACGAUCGUUUCGAAGUUCACCAUACCAUUGCUACUGGCGAAGUACGGAAUUGACAGCCUCUGGAUCGAUUUCGACGUGUAUUUUGUCCAGGACCCGACGCCACAUUUGUUCGAAUCCGCGAAAUCCUUGAGGCCCAUGAAUAAAAACGGAGUAGUAUCCAAGAAAAAAACAUUGUAGGUGUAACUUUUUUCGAGGAACAGCAUUACAAAUUUUCUGGCAUGACAGCAAAAACCUGUCAUGCGCAGAUGGUACGUGAAAGCGGCCUGUAAUGGACCCUAAGAUGCAUGCCAAGCAUGACAGACACAAUCAUCUUGCAUAUUGCGCAUCACAAAUUUACACUAACAGCGUUUUUUUCUUGCAUAAGUAGCUGACGACCCAGUGCCACGGAUAGAAAGUAUCGAGGCGCCGGCCAAGGCGGAAGGUGAAAAAACAGAAGUAGAAUCGAGAACUAUCAAACCACAACCGCUUGAAAUCCUUAUCACCGGGUCUUUCGCCUCUCACUGCAUCUGCAACGGCGUCGUCUACUUCCGCGCGACCGAUGCGGUCAUUGCGUGGCUCAUCGACGUCAUCAGUUGGAUGUAUUCGCACCCCUACGAGCACGACCAGAAAUGCUUCGCGCACUGGCUAGACCACACAGAACGAGUAACUUUUCGACCCUUGCCAAGAAGCACGAAAGUGCCGCAAUGGGCGUUACUCGACUCCGUGCAGAAAUUCGUCACGGCGGCGGUCGUAGAAGGGAACGGGUGGAUGGGGAAAAUCGAGAACAUCGUUCUGUUUCACUGGCUACACGGCGACAGCGACGGCGCGGGAACGAGUGGGGAGUGGCUGCGGAACAGCGAUUUUUACAAGAAUUACCUCGCGCAGUUGGGUGGAGGUGGAGAGAAUGAUGAACAAGGGAGGAAAGAUAUCACAAUGAUGGACAUCUUCUUCGGAGAUCAAGAUUCGAAAAUCGCGUCAGAAACGAUGAAAACGAAGGCGCUGCAGGCGUCAGAGCAGUUUGAGCGGAAAAUGCUGCUGACGGAAACGCAACACUGCGGGGUUAUGGCGGAACUGGUGUCGGAGCACGUGGAAUUGCAAGAAAAUUUGGCAGAUAAGGACAAGUUGAUUCUCUGAUUGAGCAAAGAAAGCCGAAAGCCAUUAUUUCCAUUGAUUGCGAUUCGAAGCUCGUACUGGUGCGUCUACUGUCAGCAUCAUACCACAGAUGAUUAUCGAGGGAAGACAGACUCAGCGUCAACGGGAUUUCCCGGGAAGCAGCGGACGAGGCUCGUCCAGCACAAACGCAGCUGGAGCUGUGCGCC
Molecule: messenger RNA, 5675 nt
Organism: Amoebophrya sp. A120
Lineage: Eukaryota; Dinophyceae; Syndiniales; Amoebophryaceae
Source: the annotation of a GenBank genome assembly